GCUGGUUUUUCAAAAAUCUUCGAAACUCCGAGCCGAGCGGACGUGUGAGCGCGAGGAGCGAAAGAAGCGAAAGAAGCAGCGCGGAAAAGUAGAAUCCAGCGAAUCCAACGAAUCCAACGAAACGAAACGAUCGCGAUCGCGAGUGAGAUGUGCCGCAUCUGAAGCGGGCUACGGAUUACGUGUUGCGGGUUACGGCUUACGGCUUACGGGCAGACGAUUCAAUGGCCAGCAGACGCCGCCUGCAGCUGCUGCUCCUGCUGGUCCUGCUGGUUCUGCAGUUGAUCGGCACCACGCCGGCGUCUCGCAGCCUCAGUGUCAACGGGAACAACAUCUGGCGGAGAGUGCGUCUCGUGACCAGCCAGGAAAGCGAUCGCAAUGCUUACCAGGUGCUCAAGCCGAGCAGCCGCAACUCCACCUCCACCUCCACCUCCACCUCCAAGAGUACCACCACAAGUCCAAGCACAACUAGCACUAGCACCACAUCCACACCCACAUCGACAGCCAUUCCUCCACACUCACAAAGAUCAGCAAAGCAAUUGGAUCUCAACUUUCCGGGCAGCAACGUCUCGAAUGCCGCCCGCCUGGAAAUGUCCACGGAAUUCUUCGUGGUGCCCACUCUGACGGCCAGCAGCACCACCAGCAGCAGCAGCUCCACCACGUCCACGCCCACGAGGAGUCUGGGAGCCAGAGCCCGAUCCGCCAGCACACCCCGAGACAGCCAGGGGAACAGUAGCGGCCACGGACACAGCCACGGCCAUGGCCACGGCCACGGUACCCCUCCAAGCAUCGUGUCCACGCACCUGCCCUUCGCCGGACUCCGGAAGGAGCCGUGGGUGGUGCCGGUGCUGGUGCUGGCCACUCUCACCAUGCUCAUGAUGGCCGCCUUCGAAAUAUUCGUGCUGUUCAAGGCCUGGCGAACCUCGCCCUCGCGACGUCACCUCUUCCUGGGCCAGAUGCUGCUGCUUGGACUGUUCGCCUGCGCCAGCCUGGGCGCCAUCAUUACCGCCCAGCCUACGCUCCUCAGCUGCGGGGCGAUCCGCUUUGGGGUGGGUGUUGCCUACGCCCUUGUCUUCGCCGCCCUCCUGGUGAAGUGCGUCUUCCUGAUCAGCCUGAACGGGGGAGUAUACCUGCCGGCACCAUACCAGGGCCUGCUGCUGCUCUUCGCACUUCUCAUCCAGGUGGCCAUCGGGGGUCAGUGGCUGCUUACCCAGCCGCCCGAGGUGUACACCACCAGUGUGCCAGUGAUGGGCAGCGGAUUCCUCUCCACAACGGUGGCCUCGCAGACGAAUUACUCGGCGCUGUUCUACCCCACGUCAUACACCACGCUGGACGGAACGCCGGAGAUCUACACGAGGAUUGCGGCGGUCAGUACGGUCCUGAUCCCGCUGUGUAAGACACAGUUCUCGGAGCUGCUCUUCUCGCUGAUCUACAUCGUGUUCCUCAUCGUGUUCAUCGCCGUGCUGGCCAUCAAGUCGCGCGGAAUACGUGACAACUACCGCGAGGCCACCUACAUUGGCCUGGCCAUUGGCGGCGCCAUUCCCAUCUGGCUGGGCUGGAUGCUGUGCGGCCUGGCCGUGGCGGAGCGGCACAAGGACGCGUGCAUCGCCUUCGGACUGGUGGCCACCUCGGCCACCGUCUUCCUGGUGAUGUUCAUGCCCAAGGGCAGGCAGCUGGCCGCCAUGGGCAAGGAGGGGCUCUACGUCGAGGAUCGGGAGGAGCAGUUCAGCUCUCUAAGUCGCGCUGGGUCCGGCUACUCGCCCUCCUUCUUCCACUUCAAGCCUAUCAAGUACGGGGUGAUGAGCGGCUGUGGGAUUCCCAACUCCGCCUCCAAUACGGGCCAGGGCCUGAGCUCCAAGCACUGUUCCAGUGCCAACAAUGGUGGAGAUCGGGUUGCUUUGGUCACCGCCGCACCGCCGAGCUAUACACGUAUGUAUCACUAUUUUCCAGCACAUUUGAGCCCGCACCCGUUCUGUUAUUAUCCACCCGCACCACCACCACCACUGCCACCGCAACCACCGCCACCACAGCAAGCUGCACCGCCCACGCUCACGCCGUUGACCCUCAAACAGUUGGGCAACUCCCUAACCUCCAUGACACAAGCGGCGCAAUUGGCCAAAACGUUGCGCUAUGCGCCAGGCAUGUUCAUACGACCCGACGAAACGAAUCUGUACACGACGCUGGAGCCGACGUUGAGCACCAAUCCGAAUGUUUACUUCCAACGCAGCGGAGCCGUCCAUCCCGGUAUCCUUUACUAGUAUCGAAGGAAUCGGAGUAUUCGAGAGAGUAUCGAAAAGUAUCGAGAACACUGGAACUGAGUAUUUUUUUUCCCGUAAUAUUAAGUUACGGCUCCCAAGGAGCAGCAAUAAGCGAAAUGAUAUUAAUGUAUCAUUUCGAAUAGUGUAACAUUUUUUUGUCAUAACUGCUAAGCUCUUCGAAAGUAAGAAAAGUUAUGCGAUACGAAGGAUUAACUACACACGACUUUGUAUGUAUAAUUAAAUAGUGAUCUAAGAUUCAAGCUCAUCUUGUACCCAGGAAUUUUGAUAUAUUCUAGCGGGUUCAGAGAGAGGGACAAGUGGAAGCCGAGGCAAUAGAACUGCAAUGUGUAGUCCUAGUUAAGAGAUAUGAACCAUCUACACUGGUUAUAUUUUACACAAUAGUUUUAGUUGCGAUAUGAUUGCACGAGAGGUCCAUCGAAAUAUGGUAAAUGAAUUAAGUCUUAAGAAUUAUAUCCUUUCAUUAGAUGAUUUGAAAAGCAGAAGGUCGAAUUUUUUUUUUUUUUGUUUUAUUGUCCAGCGCUUAAGCUGCUCUGAUAUUAAAAUAUUAAUAAGCUCAAGAUCGCAGAGGUAAAUAUUUUUUGUGUUUAAAAUCAAAUGUGAACGAAUGUCAAUAAAGAAAAUUAAAUGGGAGAAAAAAUAUCUUGAAAUUUCGUGCUAAAUAAGAUGAAUCCUUUGCAUUCAAUAUUCGUUUUUAUAGAAAUUACAUAUAUGCCUCUGUCCAUAUCCAUACUACAGUAAGUAAUAAGCUUAAUAAACAUUUGUCUAGCCAAGUAAAA
This is a messenger RNA of Drosophila pseudoobscura, 3052 nucleotides long. RefSeq lists its product as uncharacterized. The record is from RefSeq and is a predicted model, not a curated record. Gene Ontology annotation, biological process: G protein-coupled receptor signaling pathway. Gene Ontology annotation, cellular component: plasma membrane. Lineage: Eukaryota; Metazoa; Arthropoda; Insecta; Diptera; Drosophilidae. The transcript is spliced from 3 exons. The coding region runs from base 222 to 2255 and encodes 677 amino acids. Gene Ontology annotation, molecular function: adenylate cyclase inhibiting G protein-coupled glutamate receptor activity.